AUGAAUAAAAAACCUUUACUUCCAAAACAAACUAAACAAACUUCCUCUUCUCCUCCCACUAAUUCAGGGAACACUUUACUAGAUCGUAUAAAGAGUUUAAAUUAAAGGCAAUCAGACUAAGCUAAAUAAUUAACCCACACAUCAUCAUUUACAACUGAUAGAGUGAAAAAUAGAACAAGGGCCAAUUAUUCUGAAUAUUUUGAUUCAAGAAAAUUACCGUUUAAUUCUACUCUAUAACCAUCUAGAUCAAGUUCUUGUAAAAAAAAGAGGCACUUCUAUGAUGAAAAAGUAGAAAGUGAUGGAAAAAUAUCAUAAAUAGAAGAUUAAACAUAACAUUAAUAAAUAAAAGAUUUUAUUGCUUAAAUACCUAUAUGUAAAUUAAGCAAAGAUGAAUAAAUUGAAAAAUUAGAAUUAGAAAAUUAAAGUUUAAAUAAAUUAACAGCAGGUUAUUAGAAAAAAGCUGAAGAAAGAAAAACAAUAAUGAAAUAAUUGUAUGGUAUUUUAAAAACUAAAGAUUAAGAAAUUGAAUACUUAAGAAAGAACUAUGAAAAUUAAAUUUUAAUUUAAUAACAAAAAAUGGAACAAUUUAAACAUGAAUGCAAUCAUUUAUUAGAAAGGGCUGAUAGUAGAAUAAUAAAGUUAGAAGGUUUACUUUAAAAUGCAUUGUAAUAUAAAUAAAAAAGAUUGAAUGAUUUAUUAGUCAAAGAGGAAAAAAUGAGAGAUAUCUUAUCAAAAUUAAUAAAAAAAUAAGAAAGUAAAGAAAAAAUAGAUGAAGUAAAGAGUAUUUUAGCAUUUAUUGCAAGAGAAAAAUCUAGGUUUGAAACCCCUAGAAAAUAGAAUUCUUAGCAUGAAUAAAUUGAUAAUAUAUAGAAUGAACAUUAAAAAUUAGUAUCAUUACAUGAGAAUGUAAUGCUUUAAAUCGAGAAAUUAAAUUAUCAAGUAUCAUAAUCUUUAUAGACAUCUUAAUAUGGUUAAAAGGAUACAAUUAAGGAGCUUUCAUAAAAUAUUAAAGAAAUGAUAAAUCAAUUAUCUUUAUCUAAAAAUACUUCUAAGGAAAAAGAUUAAAAAAUUAAUUAAUUAUAAAAUGAAAUAAUCAAAUUUAAAAAGUUAGCUGAAAAUAAAAAAGAAAAUGAUGCUUAAAAGUAUUAAUAAGUGAUUAAUGAUUUGAAAUUAGAAUAAAGUAAUCUAGAAAAAAAAUAUUAAUAAAUUGUAAUACAAGAGAAAUUUGGAGAAGAAAAUAAUUAAGAAUUAUAAAAUCUUAAUGAUUAAUUACAUGUCUAAAUAGUUAAGUAAUAAUCUUAAAUAUAAUAAUUACACAAACAGAUUGAAGAUUAAAAUAGAAUUAUGAUGGCUAAUGAAAAAAUUAUUUAAUAAUAUCAGCAAAAGGAAAAAAAAUUGUAUGAAGAGUUAGAUAAUUAAAAAGAGCAAUAAGAAGAAAUAAAUUAAUUAAAAAUUUAAUUAAUUUCAUUAAAUAAUUAAAAAGAUAAUUUAUUAGAAAACAUAGAAUAAUUAUAGAAUGAAAUAAUUUAGAAAAAUGAUGCAGUUAAUCAAGCAGAAAAUUAAAUAAAUUCAUAAAUUAGAUUGUUAAAUAAAGGUUAAUAAGAUUUAAUUAAAUGUGAAAAUUAUAACGAAGAACUCUAGUAGAAAAAUAAAAUUUUAUAAGAAAAGUUAAAAAAAGUAGAGGAUAAUAAUCUAUAAUAAAUCUUAUAAAAUAAAUUGUAAGAUAUAAACAAUAAACUUGAGCUAUUAAAAAAUGAAAAUGAAACUUUAGUACAAUAAAUAUAAUUGUAAUAAGAUGAAAAAGAAAAAUUUUUUGAAUAGCUUAUUUAAUUAAUUAAAUAAAAGUAAAAUAGUCUUUUAUAUAAAUCGCAAUCACCGAAAAAUGCAAUAUCAAGAUAAAGUAGUAAAUUUGGAGAUCAAUUAUUUAUCUCUGAUGGUAAUAAUAAAUAUAUGUCAAGAUUUUAAUAAGAAUUAGGAGGAUUUGAUGAAAUAAUAUAAUAAUUAAGUUCAAAGUUGAUAUAGAUUGAAUAACAAAAGAACGAAUUUAGAAAUUUAAAUUUGGAAUAACAAAAAUAAAAUUCUUAAUUUCUUUUAUAAAUUUCUAAUUUGGAAUAAGAAAAUAAGAAAUACUUUUAAAUGUUAUAACAAUGGCAUUAGCAAAUGACAAGUAGUAGCACUGUUAAUUUGGAAUAAAAUUAAGAAGUAAUUAAAUAUGUCAAAUAAGAAUUAAAAAAAUUAAAAAAGAUGGAAGAUGAAUGUUAUUAGUUAAAACAAAUUAAUUUAAAUUUAACCAAUAUUUAAGAUGAGUUAACUUUUGAUUUAGAGGAAAAGGUUCGAUAAUUAGAAUAAUAUUAAUAAUAAUUAGAAAUAGAAUAGGAAUAAUCAUAAAAGCUGAUUAAAGAAAAUUAAGAACUCAAAUAAUAGAUCAAAACUUAAAAUCUAUUAGAAAAUAAUAAGCUAUUAGAAAUAGAAAUUGAAAAUUUAUAAAAUAAAGAAAAAGAAUAUCUGUAAAAAUUAGAAAGUUUUAAAGUUUAAAUUGAAAACUAAGAUAAAAAGAUAAUUUAGAAUUUAAAUCUCAUUUAAUAAUUAAAUGAAAAAGAAAAUAGUUAAAACUAAUAAAAUUAAUAACUUUAAAAUUAAUUAAAUGAUUAAUUAAAAAAAUAUUAAGAAAAAUCUCAAGAAGUUGAGAAGUUCAAAAUGGAUUUACUUUCAUCUUAAAAUAAAGUAAACUAGUAAGAAUUAAUGAUGAAUGAACUUAAAAAUGAGAUAAUAAAUGAAAAUAAUGAUUAAAAAGUAAAAUAAAAAUAAAUGAAUGAUAUAUAAGAAAAGUUAUAAACUUAAAUAAGUUCCAAUUAAGAUUAAUUAGUUUUAAUUCAGUAACUUAAAGAUGAAAUAAAUUAAUUACAUUAAUAAAUAAGGAAUUAAAAUGAAUAAAUAGAUUAGUAAUCGGCAUAGAAUAUUUAACAGUAAUAAUUUUUAGAGAAAUAAAUUAUUUUAUAAUAAGAAGCAUUGAAGUAAUUUGAAUAAUAAGAAUAAUAAAACAAAUAAGUUAUUAAUGAAUAAGAUAAAAAUUUUAAUGAAACUCUUGAAGAUUUGGAAUAAUUAAAAUGUAAAUUAAAACAGGCUGAAACAGAACAAAUAAUCAUAUAAUAAUAAUAUGAGGAAAGUUUGAUCUAAAUAAAUAAUCUUCUUUAAAAAAUUGAAUGUUGUGAAAAUCAAAAUAAAAAGUUGUAAGAUUAACUAGAAAAUUUUGAAUAGAGAUUAUAAGAUAGUUUAAAUGAAUUAUCUUUAAAGAAAGAAGAGAUUAAUGAAAUGGCUAUGAAAGAGUAGGCAAGUAAGUUUGAAUAAGAUUGUUUAAAUGCAAAGUGUCUUUCAUAUGAAUUAUAGAUUGAAGAAUAAGAAAAGUUGAUAUCUUAAUUAAAUAAUUAAUCUUAAAAGUAAUGUGAAAUAUAAGAGUAGGUAUUAGAUCUCUAGAAAAUAAAUGAAGAAUUGUAACAAAAUUUGAGUGAUUCAUAAUAAAACUAUGAUAUUUUGUAAAACACUUAUUAUGAUCUUCGUAGUUAAUAAAAAUUAUUAGAGGAAGAAAUUGAGGAUAAAAGUUAAGAGAUAGAAAUUUUAAAUAGAGAUUUAAAAAUUUAUAAAGAAUAAAUUGAUUAAAAUAAAGUUAUUAUCAAUCAAUUUUAAGAAGAAAUGGUUUAAUUAAGAACCAGUGCAAAUCUUAAUUUUGCAGAGAAUUGCAAGUUAAGAGAAGAUAAUCAAAUAAUUAAAAAUGAAUUAGAGAAUCAUUUAAUUAAUUCAUAAUAAAAUUUAAAUCAAAAUAAUGAAAAACUUUAGGAUUUGGAGUAAUAAAUAUAAGUUUUACAAAAUGAAUUAGAGAAUUAAAAAUUUUAAAAUUAAUAUCAAUAUUCUCAAAUUGAAGAAUUAACUAAUAUUCUAAAAGAAACAGAAGAAAAUUUGGAUGAUGUUAAGUAAGAUUUGGAAAUAACAAUAAGAUAAUUAAAAAAUGAAUAAGCUGAAAAAGAAGAAGAAUUUUAAAAUAAAUAAAAAUUAGAAAGAAUCAUUUAAGAAUAUAAAUAAGAAGUUUAAUAAUAGAUAUAAAAAAUCAAUUCAUAAGAAGAGAAUUUAUUAUCUUUACAUAAUAAAAUUUAUGAACAAAGUAAUCAUAUUGAAAAUCUAAAAAAUGAAAAUUCUAAAUUGUAAAUUGAAUGUGAAAAAUAAUAGAAAGAGAUUGAAAUUUUAAAAGAAAAUAUAAAUUAAUAAUUAAUAGUAAUUGAAGAUUAAAAAUAUAAUUUAGAGGAUUCAGAAUUUCAAAUUAAAAUAUUUUAAAAUAAAUAUAAUGAAAUAAACAGUUAAUUAGAAUAAUUAGAUGAAAGAUUUCAGGAUUUAGAAUAAGAAAAUGAAAUAUUAAACAGAAAUUAAUCUCAUAGUUAAUAAAAGUUGGAUUAAAUUUAAAAUGAGAAAUUCAUUCUAUAAUAAGAAAUUGCAGAUUUAAAAUAAUCUUUAGCAACCUUAUUCGAAGAAAGAUAAAAAAAUUAAGAACAAAUAUAAAAAUUAUCAUAUGAGAUAGAAUCAUAAAAAUUUGAAAAUGCAUAAAAGCAAUCAAAAAUAGAUAUGAUUUCAAAUUAGGGAAAUGAUUUGUAGUAAAGUUAAAUUGAAUUGCAAACAUAAAUUGAAAAUUUGAAAUAAAAUAAUUAAUAACUCUAAAUUUAAUUAUAAGAUGAAAAAUAAUAAACAGAAGUUAUGAAAUUGAAGUAAGAAAGUGAUUAGAAAAUUAUUGAAGAAUUAAAGAAUGUUGAGAUUGUAAAUUUUUAAAAGUAAAUUAAUAACUUCUAGUAAUAAGUUAACAUUUAUGAAUCAAAAGAAAAUUAAUAUUAAUAAUAGUGUAGUUAAAUGAAAAAUUUAUAAGAAGAACAAUCAAUCAAAGAAAAAUAAUUGGAAUAAUUCCAAGAAGAAAACUAAAAACUCAAAUAAGAAAUAAUAAAUUGUAGGGAUUAAAUAAAUUUAUUAGAAAAGGAUAAUAUAUCAAAAGAAUAAAAAUAUAAUGAUCUUGAGUAAAAGAUGAAUACUACAUAAAAGACUAUUGAAUAAUUAUAAAUAUCCCAAUAAGAAUUGAUCUUAUAAAAAGAAGAAAUGGAUGAGCAUAUAUUAAACUUAACAAAUAUAAAUGUUGUAUGUGAAAAAAAAUUAGAAUAAUAAAAUAAUGAUUUAAAACAAAGGUUAGAAACAAUUUAGAAUUAGGAAAAAAAAAUUAAUUAAUUGAAUGAAUAAAUAUAGCAAUUUUAGUAUAAUUAAGAAUCUUUAUCUUUGGAACUUCAAUAACUUAAUGAAUAGUAUAGAGAAACAUUAAGUUAAAAUGAAGCCAAAAUAUAUCAGAUGGGAUAAGAAAUUGAAGAAUUUACAAAAAAAAUAAAUUUGUUAGAAUAAAAGAAUGAAUAACAGGAGAUUGAAAUUAAAGAAUUGAAUUAACAAAAUGAAGAUUUCUAAAAUUAAUAAUUAUUAUUUAUGGAAUAGUUACAAACUGAAAAGCAAGCUCAUAAUAUAUAAUUGUCAGAAAAUCAUCAAUUAUAAGAAAAACUUUAAAAUGAAUUAGAAUUAGCACAAUAACUAAAGAUUGAUGUACAAAGAUUAGAAAAAGAAUUAGAUUAAUUAUAGCAAACAAUGUUAGACAAAGAUCAUAGUUUAAUUUAAUGGAAAAAAUAGUUCGAAAGCUUGAAGAUAUAAAAUGAGUAAAUCUCAUAAUCUUAAAACAUAGAGUAAAUAGAAAAUUCUGAAUCUUAAAUUGAUAGUAAUUAACUGCAAGAAUCUUUAACAAAUCCUCUUGAUGAAUCAGAAAUCAAUAAUGAUUAAAAAAGUUAAAAUUAAAAAUAGAACAUAUUUCCAACAGUUAGUGAAAAUGUUAGUGAAACAUAUGAUUUAUUGAUAAAAAAGAGUAGUGGAGUUUCAAGAGAUCAAAUAAUUUAAUAAUUAUAGGAAUAAAAUAGAUAAUUGCAAUAAUAAAUUGAAAGUUAGAAAUAAGAAAAUAUAAUUUAUGAAUCUCCUUGUAAGGAUAAGGCUGUAAUUGAAGAUUUAUAAUAAUAAAUAUAAUUGUUAAAAAAUUAACAAUUACAAAGAAUUAUUUAAUCUCCUCUUGAAGUUCUAAUAAGAGAACAUUUAGAUGAAUAAGAUGAAUUAAGUGUAUAGGAAAAGAACUAUUUAUUGUAAGAAAAGUGUUAAGGUUUAGAAAUUGAGAUCUAAAUGAUAUAGUUUGAUAACAAAGAAACUUAAUAAAUGAACGAGUCUUUAAAAAAAGAAAAUGAGAGCUUACAAAUAUAAGUGAAUUUUUUAAAUAAAACUGUUAAGGUUUGGUCAGAAACAACAACAAAUAUACAUUAAUAGUAUGAUUAAAAAUAAUUAACAAUAUUUAGUAUGUUAUAGUAGGCUCUAAACUAAGAUAAAUAAUGGGGAUCAUAAAUUAGUUAAAUUGGAUUAAAUUAAGAAUGUGAAUCAAUUUUUAAAUAGGUUUGUUCUAAAGUUUAUGAGAUGCCUUUGCUUAAAUUGUAAUUAGAGAAUAUUAAAAAAUAACUGGAAAAAGAGAAAUAAGAAAUCAAAUAAUUGAUUAAUGAGAAGAGGAUUUUGAGUUAAUAAAUAAUUGAUGUAACAAGUUAACCAGAUAAUUCCUCAAGACCAUAUAAUAAAUCUAGUGAGCCAAAUAGUGCAUUAAAAGUUAAUUAAUCAAUUGAUGAUGAUGAUUGUACUUCAAAUAUUAAACAAAUUUUGUUGAAGUACAAAAAAGAAUAAGAAUAUUUAAAAAUGGAAAAUCUUAAAUUGGCUUAAUAAUUAAAAGAAAGUGAAUAAAAUGAAGAUAUUUAUAUGGUAUAUAAUUAUUGUUUAUAUUUAGAAAUAAAAUAAAUUAAUGAAAGAUGAGAAUAGAAUAUUAAAUGAAAAAUUAAAUUCAAUGUAAGAUGAAUUAUAGAAAAUGGCAGAAAAAGUUUCCAAUUCUGAAAAUGGGGCAUUGGCUGAACAUCUUAAAAAGAAUAUUUAGAAAUUCUUUGAAGCUUUGCAAUAGGAGUAUUUUAUAUUUUUAAAUUUAGAAAAAAACAAGAAUUUCAGUCUUAUUCUUCACAUCUUUUAAAACUAAGUGGUGUUUAAUUUGAAUAAUAAAUUAGUGAAGCUUUAAUUAACAAAUUAAGUUCUGCUAUUGAUAAAAAGAAAUCGAGUGGGGUUUUUGGAAUGUUUAAAUGAUAUUAAUUAAUAAGUAUGGU
Messenger RNA from Paramecium sonneborni, 7241 nucleotides. The record is from the annotation of a GenBank genome assembly. NCBI's taxonomy places the organism in Eukaryota, Ciliophora, Oligohymenophorea, Peniculida, Parameciidae.